UCCCUGUGGCCUCUCUCCUCCAUGGCCCUCCUGGCUCUCACCCUGGCGCUGCUGGCAAUGACCGUGGCCACCACAGCCGUCGAGGAAAAGCCCCUGAACAUGGCCCUGCACUCCUUUGAUGACCAGUACCAGGGCUGUGGCCCUGCCAUGGAGGAUGAGUUGCCGGCCCUGAACCGCGCUGAAUUCCUGAAGAAUUCUCUGUUUGCCCAGGUCUGGGCAAGUGCCGAGAAAAUGUGGCAGUGUCAGGGGUCCCCAGUGUCCCCUCUGUCAUCCUCAGCCCAGGCCAUCGCCCUCAUGGCCUACACCAUGGAUGAUCUGUACAGGGACUUCAACAAGAAUGUGAGUGUGGCUGGGCGCUCCAGCCAGCAAUACCGGGACCAUUUCCACUUCAAAACUCUGCAUUUCCUGCUGACCGGGGCUGUGCAACGGCUGCGGGAUGCUCAGGGGAAGAAAUGUCGCUGGGUGUUCCGAGGGGUGAAAAAGAACAAGUACAAGGCAAAGGUUGGAGACAUCGUACGGUUCGGUAAAUUCGCAUCAUCAUCGAUUAAUUCUAGUUCCACCAAUAUUAUCAAUCCCACCACGGUGUUCAAGGUGCACACGUGUUACGGUGCGUACAUCAAAAACUUCUCCAGAUAUCCCAAAGAGGAGGAGGUGCUGAUCCCACCCUUCGAGAAGUUCGUGGUCACCAAUGUAACCGACACCGGGGAUAACGUGCAGAUCGAUCUUAACUCCACUGGGACCCACAGCAAAUACAACUGCGAGUGGCAGACACGUGGGAACAGCCUGGGGUCAUUGGAACACACACAGUGUCCAAGGCACACCCAUGUUGCUCCAGUGGUGACAGGUCCUGUGUGCUGGAUGUGGAAGCUUCCCCAGCGCCCCCUGCCAACUUGGAGGACUCCUCCUGGCCACCACAGCCCUGGCACUGGCCACCGGCAUCCUCUGAGCCACCAAGCCACCAAGGUCACUGAGGUCAGCAAAGUCACUGUGGCCACUACAAUCACCAAGACCACCAGGAACUCCAGGAAACAAAGUCACCAAGGCCACCACAGCCACCACUGCCACCAUGGCCACCUUGGCCUCUGCGGCCACCAUGAGGUCACUGUGGCCACCACAGCCACUCUGUUCACCAUGGUCACUAUUAUCACCAAGGCCACUGUGACCACCAUGCUCACCAAGACUCCCUGA
Cinclus cinclus is the source of this 1188-nucleotide messenger RNA. Its product is annotated as erythroblast NAD(P)(+)--arginine ADP-ribosyltransferase-like. The record is from RefSeq and is a predicted model, not a curated record. The transcript is spliced from 3 exons. Bases 22 to 1188 code for a protein of 388 amino acids. Gene Ontology annotation, molecular function: NAD+ poly-ADP-ribosyltransferase activity; NAD+-protein-arginine ADP-ribosyltransferase activity. Lineage: Eukaryota; Metazoa; Chordata; Aves; Passeriformes; Cinclidae.